CCAGCAUAAGCCGAAAAUCGAAAUAGCACGCUGGAAGGCAAGACCAGAGAGGGAAGUUAAAAGAGAAGGCCGGCGGAAGCACGGAGCUACACAAUCAGCAGCAGCGAUGACGGAGGAGGUAGACGCGAAUGGCCUGAAAGCCGCCGGGGCUGAGCUUUUGACCGACGGACGCCACGGACUCCGUAUUCAUGGCUGGGAGAUCGUUUCCAAGAGAGGCUCUAUUCUCAGCUCUUCCUCUCAUGAACAGUACUCGCACUCCCUCUCACUCCCUCGUUUCUUAUUCUAUCAUGCUAUAUUGAAAAUUUUAGUUUGUCUGAUUGGUAAUUGUUGAAGUGUGUAGAUGCUAUUGAGUGAUCCGAAUGUCACUGUUUUGUGUGUCUGUGGGGAGGUUCUGAUGAUUUUUUAGAAGAUAACGAGUGGUCUCAGGAUGAUAUUGUCCCUCUUUCUUAAACAAUGUGGCCCCUUGUGGAACUUUUCUGGGUGGCUAAGUUUUGCUGUUCUUGAAAGGUGGGAAGAGAAGCUGCAGACCUCUCACUUACCAGAGAUGGUUUUUGGGGACAGCUGUUUGGUUCUCAAACAUUUGAAGAGUGGCACCAAACUUCAUUUCAAUGCAUUUGAUGCCCUUAUGGGUUGGAAGCAGGAAGCUUUACCCCCAGUUGAAGUUCCUGCUGCUGCACAGUGGAAAUUCAGAAGCAAGCCGUUCCAGCAGGUGAUCCUAGAUUAUGAUUAUACUUUCACGACACCAUAUGUUGGAAGUGAAAUGAUGGAGGACCAGAAUGAAAAUGGGAAAGUCAUUGAUGUAAGUGACAAGCUUCACUGGGAGGAUUGCAAGGAGCACAUUGAUGUUGGUGCACUAGCUUCUAAAGAGCCUAUUCUUUUCUAUGAUGAGGUUGUUUUGUAUGAAGAUGAACUGGCUGAUAAUGGAGUUUCACUUCUGACUGUAAAAGUGAGGGUGAUGCCAAGUUAUUGGUUUCUUCUUUUGCGAUAUUGGCUGAGAGUUGAUGGAGUCCUGAUGAGAUUACGGGAUACACGCAUCUAUUGUGCUUUCAGUGACGGUGCAAACCCUGUUAUCCUUCGUGAAAGCUGCUGGAGACAAGUGACCUUUCAGGCUCUGUCUGCGAAAGGGUACCCUAUUGAUGAUUCUGCUUACAGUGAUCCUAACAUCAUCAGCCAGAGGCUUCCUGUCAUCAUGCAUAGGACUCAGAAGCUUAAGGGUCCAUGGUAAAUUGUGUGACUUAUUAUAGAAGAAGACGACGUUCUUCCAAUGUUGUUGUGAUAGAGGGCAAGACCCUGUAGGUGUAUUAUGUUGGCACACGCAUGUUUUGCUCAGUGAAUUUUUCAAUAUAACUUUAUGCUUGCAUAUUCGGGAGCUAAAACAACAGAGGCCAAGUGCUGGGAUGAUAUCCAUUUCUAAUGUUCUAUUGUCAGUAGAGUAUGAUGGUUUCGAUGAAUUACAACUUGCUAUAUGGAAAGCAAAAAAAGAAAAAAGGAAGAGGAUGAUGUUUUUCCAAAGAGUGGAAUUUUUCUUUGAUAAUCGUAUUGG
This is a messenger RNA of Linum tenue, 1543 nucleotides long. The record is from the annotation of a GenBank genome assembly. Lineage: Eukaryota; Viridiplantae; Streptophyta; Magnoliopsida; Malpighiales; Linaceae.